ACUAGGUCUCCAAGGACGUGAUUUGGUCGUAUCAAGAUCUCCUGUAUUAUUAUUUUAGGAAGCAGGAGCUAUUAAAGAAAAAGAAGAGUCCAUAAGCAACCGUAUCACUGCGGAACCACACAGCCCGACGGCAAGAGCUUUAGUUUAUAUCUUACACAAAUAUGCCUCGAUUACCUUUACACUGUUCAUCCGGGACAGGUUAUAUUUCGCCAAUGAGUAAGGCAUUACGAUUUGUUCGAUAUGGUUGUGCUAAUAGACCGUUUUUUCAUAUCGUUGUAAUUGAUACCAAAAAAGGAGAAAGGACACCACCAGUAGAACAAGUUGGUGUAUACGAUCCUAUUCCAAAUAUGUACAAUGAAAAAUUAGUGUCCUUCAAUUUUGAAAGAAUACAAUAUUGGAUUGCCAAAGGAGUACAGAUGUCCACACCUGUUGCAGAUUUAUUAGGACUCGCUGGAUUUUUACCUGUUCAUCCAAAAACAUAUAUGAGAGCAUGGAGAAAUCGUAAAACUACAGAAAAAUGUUCUUAAAGAAAAUAUAUGUUAAGAAUAAGCAUUUGUAUUACACAUAGU
Molecule: messenger RNA, 569 nt
Organism: Cyphomyrmex costatus
Lineage: Eukaryota; Metazoa; Arthropoda; Insecta; Hymenoptera; Formicidae
Gene: mRpS16
Product: mitochondrial ribosomal protein S16
Exons: 2
Coding region: 162-527 (121 amino acids)
Biological process (GO): mitochondrial translation
Cellular component (GO): ribosome; mitochondrial small ribosomal subunit
Molecular function (GO): structural constituent of ribosome
Source: RefSeq, a predicted model, not a curated record